Molecule: messenger RNA, 2251 nt
Organism: Schistosoma guineensis
Lineage: Eukaryota; Metazoa; Platyhelminthes; Trematoda; Strigeidida; Schistosomatidae
Source: the annotation of a GenBank genome assembly
GUUUAGUUUAGGGUGGUUGAAAAGGAAAAAUAAACAAUGAUUGGUAAUUUAAAGAUUAGUCCAAUUGAUGAAUUUGGAUAAUGCAGCACACAGUUUAUCAGAAUUAAUUUAGGCAGUGAUAAAAUACAGUGCAACAAUUUUGAACAUAACUUGUUAAGAGGCGCAUAUAUUUAAGGAUAAAAUGUUAACUAGAUAGAUAGGGAAAUUUAUUCAGUUAUUUGAACACAAACAUUGGUAAAAGAGGGCACCAAAUACAUAUACACCAUACAAUAACAAUGAAAAUUUUAAGAAUUGGAGAAUAAAGGGACAGUGUUCCAGCCCUCACACAAACUGAAAGAUGAAAUGUAGCACAUAUAUACUUGAUACCUUUUUGUAGCAAUGUUUUUGUGUUUAAAUAAAUAAAAAUCAAUAAAUGAAACAUAACGACGGUUUGCAUGAUAUUUGGGUUUUGGUGAAGUAUGAACUUUGAUUUUUCACUAAUGAUAAACUUGUCCGCUUCGAAAGUUAUAAUAGUUACUAAUUGAAAUCUUCCUUUUAGCACAAAACCAUUUGCGUCGGUUUCAGUCAGUCAGCUACAACGUAGGACCACGCAUAUGUAUGCAUCAGUUCAAGUUAACAUACCUCAUUAACACAACAAGAUGAACAUCAACUUCUUAGUGGUUACUUCAGUGUUAUUAAUAUAUAAAAGAAAGAUUGCAUUUAAGAAUAUAAUACAGAAGGAAUUAGUUCGUAGAAAGAAAGAUGAAGACAAAGAGUGUAUACACCUACACGAUUGUGAUGGAUUCUGAGCCAUGUCACACAGAGUCUCCAACCAUUGGUUACGAUAGUCACGCGGACCCCAACCAAGUAGUCUGCACCUACCAACAUGGUCCGGAUCAGGAGUUAGUGACCUCAAGAAGUGAUGCUACGUUUUCGUUUGGCCUCCCCAGUCAGCAUUGUGCGUCGUGGUAAUCGCUGUUCAGGAACACGUAAUACGUGACCCAACCACCUCAGUCGAUGAAGAUUCACAACCUCAUCAACUGUUUUAACACCAUUCCAUAAUACUCUACAUCUAACCUCACUAUUACUUACUCGGUGACCCCAGCAGAUGCUGGCAGUAUUUCUAAGACAUUUGUGGUCAAAUACUGGUAGCUUGCAAAUAUCUCCUACUCUUAAUGGCUGCGUUCCACAGACGCAGCUGUUCCCCUCUACCAUGAGGACAGUUUCUACCGUAUUACAAAUUCCAUGAUCUUGAAAAUCAUGCCUCCCGAGUUAAGUGCAAGGAUAUCUUGUAUUUAUUUCGAAUAUUGUGAUUGACUAGUUGGACGAGACGAAAUCAACGCUAAACCAUACCAAUUAAUAUCCCUAGUCGGCCAGACUAGUAAGCUAGUUAAUAUCCAUAAUGACCUACAAAGAUAACCCUCUAUCACUGGCUUUUCUUUUUUGCUUGAAAUCAUUCUUAACAUUCCUCUCUUCUAUGGCAACUGAAGGGCUGCUAUCGAUAUAUCAUUUACUUAAUUAAGAAAAGUUGAUAAGCUGGUUGAUGAGACGGAGACUUGUCAUCUAAUGAAGUAGUUAGGUAUUUCACGUAUUCUCGACCAUUUCCGAACUUAACAUGUAAUGUUGGCUGGGAUAGGGAAACGUUCGUGUUAUGUCUUGUGGUUUUGUGCCGUAUUAUUGUAUAACGUAAUGAUACCCUCAAUUAGAGGACAGUAAUUUAUCGACCGGACCAAUGAUGCAUAAAACCCAUGCAAGCAGUCUAGAGUCUUUACCGGUCCUUCUACUUGUGUUCAUUGCCAAAAAUGAUGAAUAUCAAAUGCUAAUUUUAGCAUUGUUAUUGUUUUAGAUGACGGUGUAUAACUUAUAUAUAUAUGGAAAAAAUGGUGAUAACCUAUUUUACCGUGAAUGGACUCCAACAAAGCAAGGUGAAUGUCCAUCUGAUAACGACUUGAAGUUGAUGCGUGGUAUGUUAAUUGGUCUAAAAGGAUUUUGUCAAAAAAUUUCACCGUUGGACUACGAAAUUAAUCGUUUUUCUUACGUUACUAACACAUAUCGUCUUCAUUUUUACGAAACCCCUACACUAAUGAAAAUUGUUCUUACCACUGACAACUCUUGUGCACCAAUGAAUGAUGAACUUGAAGGGAUAUUUCAAAUAUAUACAAAAUACGUUUCACAAAACCCGUUAAUUAAAUCCGAAGGACCUAUUAAAAGUCAGGUCUUUUCUGAAAAACUUGAUCAAUAUGUUCAGAGUUUGCCUGUAUUUAACAAAUAA